Molecule: messenger RNA, 774 nt
Organism: Diaporthe citri
Lineage: Eukaryota; Fungi; Ascomycota; Sordariomycetes; Diaporthales; Diaporthaceae
Exons: 2
Coding region: 1-774 (257 amino acids)
Biological process (GO): iron-sulfur cluster assembly
Cellular component (GO): cytoplasm; mitochondrion
Molecular function (GO): 2 iron, 2 sulfur cluster binding
Source: RefSeq, a predicted model, not a curated record
AUGAACGCGCCCACAGUCACACGGAGGACGGCCUCGUCCGUCUGCCUCUCGUGCAGACGGUCAAUGCUGCGACAGUUCUCCUCAGCCCAGCGCCUGGCCUUCCCAGAGUUCCAGUCCUACCGCCUCAACCCUCAACCGCCGUCGCCACCGCGCAGCGCAGCCGGCCCAGACACCUCCAUCACCCACCCCAUCACCCCUCACCUCCCCAGAGUCCACGAGACACGCCCGCCGCCGUCGCUGGACGCCAGCAGCUGGACAUCGGUGCGUGAGGAGGAAGCCCAGACGUCCCAGCCCGGCUUCGCACGCCCGCAGUCAUCGGCGCCUGCCACGCCUCAACCGGAGCCGACCUCCCAAAGCGAGCCAGCCAAGUCUGCGACCGCGGCAUCAGCACCGCCUGCCGAACCCUCUGCGCCCAAGCCAAGGCCGCGCUCCAAGCUGCGCGCCCCACGGAAGGCAGCGCUCAAGCUGACGCCCGCCGCGGUGGACCAUUUGCGCGCACUGCUUGACCAGCCCGACCCCAAACUGAUCAAGGUUGGCGUGCGCAACAGGGGCUGUAGCGGCCUGGCCUACCAUUUGGAGUACAUCGACAAGCCGGGCACCUUCGACGAGACCGUGGAACAGGACGGCGUCAAGGUCCUCAUUGACAGCAAGGCCUUGUUCAGCAUCAUCGGCAGCGAGAUGGACUGGGUGGAGGAUAAGUUGAACCAGAGAUUCGUGUUCCGGAACCCUAAUAUCAAGGAGCAAUGCGGUUGCGGCGAAUCUUUCAUGGUAUAG